Molecule: messenger RNA, 519 nt
Organism: Trichomonas vaginalis G3
Lineage: Eukaryota; Parabasalia; Trichomonadida; Trichomonadidae
Product: ankyrin repeat protein family
Exons: 1
Coding region: 1-519 (172 amino acids)
Molecular function (GO): protein binding
Source: RefSeq, a predicted model, not a curated record
AUGAUUUCAGAAGCAUGCGAAGUAGGACUCUGGAAAAAGACAACAGAUUGGACUGGAAUGAAUGUAUUUCAUGUUGCAUGCGAAAAAGGAAAUCUCAGACUUGUCAAAUCUAUCGUCGAAUAUAAUUGUGACAUAGAAACAAAGGAUAAUCGUGAUUACACUCCACUCAUUUGUGCUUCGCAAAAUGGAUAUUAUUCGGUUGUGAAAUAUCUUAUUUCACGAGGAGCCAAUAAAGAAGCAAAGAAUAAAAAUGGAUGGACUUCACUCAUCUGUGCAUCAUAUUAUGGACAUCUUGAGGUUGUUAAGUACCUCGUCUCUGUUGGAGCUCAUAUAGAAGCAAAGAAUAAUAAUGGCUAUACUCCACUCAUCUGUGCAUCUUUAAAUGGUAAACUUGAUAUUGUAAAAUAUCUUAUCUCUGUUGGAGCUGAUAAAAAUGCAAAGUCAAGUGAUGGAAAAACAGCUCUCUCACUUGCAGAAAAUAAUGUAAGAAGUUACUUAAUAUCAAUUGAUGCUAAGUAA